CUGUGAAUGAAGGAGGAGGACCCGCCAAGGGCUGCAGACCGGAGAUAACACUAAGCUAGGCUUUCUGUUCUCUGACACAACGAGCUAGGACAACACCUGCUCUCCUCUCCCCGACUCUCACUAACGUUUCCACUGCUGUCUUCUGGUCAACAAGACACAUGACACAAUAACAAACACAAAGCGAAAAAAUGCCAUCUCUGUCGGAGCAGCUGCAGGAGGUGCGGAGUCGGGCUGAGGUGUGUCUGUACUCGGGGGGCAGGGUGGUGGAGGUGCGGGUCGGGGUGAUGGCUAUGGCUAAUCUGACUUUACCCCCCUGCUCCAAAUACUGCCACAUCGCUGCAGAGACCAUGGUGAUAGAAAACAGCUUCGGCAGCAACAGGAAGGAGACCCUGGCAUCUCUCCAGCGCUUGUCCACAGCAUUGAACAUCCUAGAAAAGUAUGGCUGCAAUUUGACAAAUCCCAACAGGCCAAAGUACUGGAGGACGGUGAAACACAACAACCCAGUGUUCAGGGCCACCGUUGAUGCUAUUCAGGGAGGACGAAGGGUGCUCUGUCUCUAUGGUUACUCCAAUCAGCAGCCAGACGGACUCAGCUUCCCUGAUGAUGUCACGGAUCCUGAUGUGGGCUGCGUUGCUGCAGUAACGCUAGAAGUGAUGAGUCUGAGGAUGGAGCUAGAAAUGCUUAUUAAGGAGGCUCAUCCCCACCCUGAGUUCUACGAGAGAAUCAUCCCUACACUAAGACACAAGGAUGUGGGUCUCAACACUGACUCUGUGAUCUGCCACUUCCCCUCCACUUCAUGCCACUCAGGCGGUCAGACCAAGUCUCUGGCCUUCCCCCUCCACCAUCACUCCUCCAGGGAGAGCAGUCGUGGCCAGUCCCUGUUCUCCAACCACCAAAGUCUCAGGUCCACUCAGGCCUUUCCCGCCUCCUCAAACAAGCACCCAGAGAACUGCACUAUCUGCGGGAUAUUCCGUAUCUCCGCCCACUGCCUCACCUGCCUCCAGGGGCUCUGCUCAGAAUGUGACAGACUGUACCACUCCUACCCUGAGAGGUCCAACCACCGGCGAACAGCUGUCUCUUCUUCAUCGUCAUCAUCAUCAUCAUCCCAAAACAAGAGAAGUCAAAGUUCUUCCACCUGGCGUUGCCUCCACUGCACCAAAGUCAACUCCGUCCAGGAUGUGCUGUGUGAGGAGUGUGAGCGGCCUCGCCUGGAACUGAUCAGCUCUAAAGCAGAUGAAUCUCAGCCCGCCACCAUCACUGAGUGGCAGUGUAAGAGCUGCACCAUGGUGAACGCAGCCAGCAGUGUUCUGUGCGAAGUGUGUGAAAGACCCCGUUUGGCCACACGACCACCGGUGACCCCGUCACACCCACCCAUCACCCCCCCCAGACCACCAGCACCUGUACUGGGCAUGCCCGGUGACCCUGACAGUCAGUGGGUGUGUCAGUUCUGCACCUAUCUGAACUACUCUCCUGCUACGGUGUGUGAGAUGUGUGACCUGGCUCGUCCUGAGCCCGCCCCCCUGCCCGUGAAGCUCCGUCCUCCCUCUCCGGUCAGACGGGUCCCCGCGCUGCCGAUCAAACCCAAAAAGCCCGCCCCCGAAGACCUGGACUCCUGGAGGCAGAGGCUGAUGAAGGAGGAGGGACUGAAGCUCAUUCAGCUGAUCAGAGACGGGGAGAAGAAAGGAGUGAGUCCAGAGGAGGUGUACACAAGCAGGAGGGUUUCAGGGGACAGCAGCAUCCUGCCGUGCAAGUGGUUAAAGACGGAGCUCCCUCUGCUGUUAGACCAGAUCAGGACGUCUGUGGCAACGUCUCCCCUUCAGAACGUCUGUGACCAGACCACAGCGGAGCGCACAAGCAGGUCGUCUGAAGCUCCUGCCGAGGAUGCUGGGAAAGAGGGGGACACUGAGAGCGGGGUCCAGCUGUCCAGAGCAGAGGCCAAGCAGGCCUGGCUGACAGCAGGGGGCGACAUCGAGCGAGCUGCCAGGCAAGCUCUGAGAGACAGACUCGCCAAGGUGAAGGAGCUGUGUGCGCUGGGCUUCAGCGACGAGGCUCGAUGCCACGAGGCCCUGACGCAGAGCGGCGGUGAGUUGAGAGGGGCCCUGGCCCUGCUGCAGCGACCGCUCCUGGAGCCCUUCCACAAGCACAUUUGGAGCGACAAGCCCGAGCCACCCCUGGACAUCGAUCACCCUGACAAACAGCGCACAUGUCGGAGGUUACUCGCGGUGUAUGAUCUUCCCAGCUGGGGUCGCUGUGAGCUGGCAUUGUCUCUGCUCCUGGAGCACAGUGCCCCCUAUUCACUGGAGGACGUGGUGCAGGCUGUGCGAGAGUCCCACGACAGGGAGUUCAUCAAGCGAGUGCUGGCUAAAGAGUGUCCCAUCUGCCUCUCCGUCUUCCCCCACAGCAAGAUGCAGUCCCUGACGUCGUGUCAGUGCUCUGUGUGCUGUGGUUGUUUCCAGCAGCACUUCACCAUCGCUGUCAGGGACAAACACAUCAGAGACAUGGUGUGUCCAGUCUGCUGGGAGCCAGACAUCAAUGACCCUGAACACCUCAACAGCUACUUCUCCACCCUGGACAUCCAGCUGCGAGAAUGUCUGGAGCCAGAAGUCUAUGAGCUGUUCCAUAAGAAGCUGACAGAGCAGGCUCUGAUCAAGGACCCCAAGUUCCUCUGGUGCUGUCAUUGUUCAUAUGGGUUCAUCUAUGAUGGAGACCAGCUUAAAGUCACCUGUUUUCAGUGUCGCAACAGUUUCUGUGCUCAGUGUAAAAAGCCUUGGGAGUCUCAGCAUGCCGGUCUGUCCUGUGAACAGUACCAGUCCUGGAAGAGAGAGAAUGAUCCGGAGUAUCAGAGACAGGGCCUGGCUGGAUACCUCAGAGACAACGGCAUCACCUGUCCUAACUGUCGCUUUCAGUACGCACUGUCCAAAGGAGGCUGCAUGCAUUUCUGCUGCUCCCAGUGUCGUUACCAGUUCUGCAGUGGCUGCAACAACCCGUUCCACACUACGUGUGCAGUGGACGAGUGCAGUGUGUCUGGAUUACAUGCCCAUCAUCCCAGAGACUGCCUCUUCUAUCUGAGAGACUGGGAACCUUCCAGACUGCAGGCUUUACUGCAGAAUAAUGGAGUGGCCUUCAACACUGAACCCCCACCUGGAACACAGACAGGUCUGUGUGGAGUGAUAGAGCAGAAGGAUGAGGGAGGGCAGCAGCCAGAUUCAGCUUGUGGAGCUCAGACCCAACCUGGACAUGCUGGACUCUGCGAGAAGCAUUACCGGGAGUACCUUGUCAGCCUGAUCAACAGCCACUCCAUCGACCCCGCCCCCCUCUACAGCUCCAACGAGCUGCUGCUGGCCAGCAGGAGGUACAAGGUGGACGACAGCCGCAGGGACGGAGAGGACGGCUUCACCUUCUUCAGCCGGCUGCUGGAGAAACUGAUGAAUGAAGUACCGCUUGGCGAUAAGGUGCCACGCAAGAAAUAAAUAAUCACUUCCUGUGUCCUGC
Messenger RNA from Anoplopoma fimbria (sablefish), 3492 nucleotides. Its product is annotated as E3 ubiquitin-protein ligase RNF31. The record is from RefSeq and is a predicted model, not a curated record. Bases 189 to 3470 code for a protein of 1093 amino acids. Gene Ontology annotation, molecular function: linear polyubiquitin binding; K48-linked polyubiquitin modification-dependent protein binding; K63-linked polyubiquitin modification-dependent protein binding. Gene Ontology annotation, biological process: protein linear polyubiquitination. NCBI's taxonomy places the organism in Eukaryota, Metazoa, Chordata, Actinopteri, Perciformes, Anoplopomatidae. Gene Ontology annotation, cellular component: LUBAC complex. The transcript has 26 exons.